Molecule: messenger RNA, 1263 nt
Organism: Botrytis sinoallii
Lineage: Eukaryota; Fungi; Ascomycota; Leotiomycetes; Helotiales; Sclerotiniaceae
Exons: 3
Coding region: 163-1059 (298 amino acids)
Biological process (GO): ubiquitin-dependent protein catabolic process
Cellular component (GO): proteasome core complex; nucleus; proteasome core complex, alpha-subunit complex
Source: RefSeq, a predicted model, not a curated record
CUAAGAGCCGCCCUCCAACCUAAACGCGUUUCGUUGUGGCCUGGAGCUCUAAAUAUACAGAAUCUAAAGAGCUUCAUUAAUAAAUCUCCCUCAAAUUACACCACCUCAUCCCAAUUAUUGUCUUUAAAGCUUUCGAAUAUCUUCCAUUAAAAUCUUGAAAUCAUGACUUCGAUAGGUACAGGUUAUGAUCUUUCGAAUUCCGUCUUUUCCCCUGAUGGACGGAACUUUCAAGUCGAAUAUGCAGUAAAGGCAGUUGAAAAUGGCGGAACUUCUGUUGGAAUCAAAUGCAAAGAUGGCGUUGUGCUUGCAGUUGAGAAGGUCAUUACCAGCAAGCUCCUAAAGGCUGGAGCCAACAAACGUAUUGCGACAAUCGAUAGACAUAUGGGUGCUGUAUCUUCAGGAUUAGUACCAGAUGGUAGACAUUUCGUUUCCCGUGCCCGCGAUGAAGCUGCAAGCUGGCGUAACGUUUACAAAACUCCAAUUACAACCGCAGAUUUGGCUAGUCGAAUGGGUGGAUAUCUUCAAGCAUAUACUCUCUAUUCAUCCGUACGACCCUUCGGUAUAACUGCAAUCGUCGCAGGUUAUGAUUCCGAACAAGAAUUACCAGUUGAUGGACAAGUAGGAAGUGGACCAAUCAUUGGUUCCGGAGGAAAGGUUGAGGGCAAGAAAUAUGGAGGACCAGGUCUUUACAUGAUUGAACCAAGUGGAUUAUACUGGGGUUACUAUGGAGCUGCCACCGGUAAAGGACGUCAAGUCGCAAAGGCCGAAUUGGAGAAGUUGGAUCUUGCAGCUGGCAAUUUGAGUUUAUUAGAUGGUGUUAAGGAGGCCGCACGAAUUAUCUAUGUUGCGCAUGAUGACAAUAAGGAUAAGGAAUUUGAGCUUGAGAUGACUUGGAUUAGCAACCUUGAUGGGCCAACAAAGGGAAGACACGAGGAAGUACCCAAGGAUAUCCUUGAGGAAGCUGAAAAAUUAGCGAAGAAGGCUUUGGAGGGUGACGAUGAUGAGGAAGAAGAGAAACCGGCUGAGACGGCGGCUGAAGGAGAUAAGAUGGAGGAAUAGUCGAAGAAGUAUGUGUGAGAACCCCACUGUAUCAACACCUGCCUUCACAUUUUACAUGGCUCAAAAGGUUUUGAGCUUGAUCACAGCAUAUGAUACUCUAAUGAUGCAUUUACGCCCUGAUCUGAGUUUUGUUAAUGAUUUUGACUAUUGAAUUUGGUGAAUACUUUGGAUUGUGCCAUUCUAUAACUUAGCUAGGUUGCCUGC